AUGAGUGAAGCUGUCGACACCUCGACGCUGUGUCUCUUCGAUGUGGACGGGACGCUGACUGCCGCUCGACAGGUAAGGAGACCAACGAUAGUUCCUACGGUGCUGCUAACGAUAGGUCCCCUGCUACAGUCCACUAACCACUAACUCAUAGACAGGUAAGGAGACCAACGAUAGUUCCUACGGUGCUGCUAACGAUAGGUCCCCUGCUACAGUCCACUAACUCAUAGACAGUUAAGGAGACCAACGAUAGGUCCCCUGCUACAGUCCACUAACUCAUAGACAGGUAAGGAGACCAACGAUAGUUCCUACGGUGCUGCUAACGAUAGGUCCCCUGCUACAGUCCACUAACUCAUAGACAGGUAAGGAGACCAACGAUAGUUCCUACGGUGCUGCUAACGAUAGGUCCCCUGCUACAGUCCACUAACUCAUAGACAGGUAAGGAGACCAACGAUAGGUCCCCUGCUACAGUCCACUAACCACUAACUCAUAGACAGGUAAGGAGACCAACGAUAGGUCCCCUGCUACAGUCCACUAACCACUAACUCAUAGACAGGUAAGGAGACCAACGAUAGUUCCUACGGUGCUGCUAACGAUAGGUCCCCUACUACAGUCCACUAACUCAUAGACAGGUAAGGAGACCAACGAUAGGUCCCCUGCUACAGUCCACUAACUCAUAGACAGGUAAGGAGACCAACGAUAGGUCCCCUGCUACAGUCCACUAACUCAUAGACAGGUAAGGAGACCAACGAUAGGUCCCCUGCUACAGUCCACUAACUCAUAGACAGGUAAGGAGACCAACGAUAGGUCCCCUGCUACAGUCCACUAACUCAUAGACAGGUAAGGAGACCAACGAUAGGUCCCCUGCUACAGUCCACUAACCACUAACUCAUAGACAGGUCCAAUGGAUCAACGUUAACGUUAGUUCACACCUACCUGCAUUUGUCCAAUAGAAACUCUCGUUUUCUUUGCAAAACGUUUUCCAUUUGGAGUCAACUUUUUCUGUUGCAAAACGGCUUAAUGAAUACAUCCCUGUUCACUGACCUAUAGACAGGUCAAAUGGACCAUUGUUAGAGAGCGUGUUAUGGUUUAGUUAUAUUAGUCCGGGUGAAUGAUAUAUACUGUAUCCAUGGUAGAGGCAGGACUGUGUGUUGGGUGGGUGUCUGUCUGAUGGAUUGAAUGGUUGCUGAUACCACUUGAAUAGUUGCUGUAGCAACAGUGUACUAAUGUGUUCCAGAGGGUGACUCCUGGGAUGGAGGACCUUCUGCAGCGUCUGCGGCGGCGUGUUCGAGUCGGCGUGGUGGGGGGGUCGGACUUCAUCAAGAUCAAAGAACAACUGGGAGAUGACGGUGUGUGUCUGUGUGUGGGAGUUAAGGUGUGUCUGUGUGAGGGAGUUAAGGUGUGUCUGGUGUGUGAGGGAGUUAAGGUGUGUCUGGUGUGAGGGAGUUAAGGUGUGUCUGGUGUGUGAGGGAGUUAAGGUGUGUCUGUGUGAGGGAGUUAAGGUGUGUCUGGUGUGUGAGGGAGUGAAGGUGUGGGGAUAUUUGGGGAGUUUCUCUGAAUGUCCUUGAGUGGCCCAGCCAGAGCCUGGACUUGAACCCGAUCGAACAUCUCUGGAGAGAGCUGAAAAUAGUUGUGCAGUGACGCUCCCCAUCCAACCUGACAGUCCUUGAGAGGAUCUGCAGAGAAGAAUGGGAGAAACUCCCCAAAUACAGGUGUGCCAAGCUUGUAGUGUCAUAUCCAAGAAGAAUCGAGGCUCUUAUUGCUGCCAAAGGUGCUUCAACAAAGUACUGAGUAAAGGGACUGAAAACUUAUGUAAAAAAUGUUUUUCUAUAUUUGCCAACACUUCUAAAAACCUGUUUUUGCUUUGUCAUUAUAGGGUAUUUUGUGUAGAUUGAUGAGGGUGGAAAAAAACAAUUUAAUCAAUUUUAGAAUAAGGCUGAAACGUAACAAAAUGUGGAAAAAGUCAAGGGGUCCAACACUCUACUCAGCAAAUUGGAUGUAGUCUAUCACAGUGCCAUCCGUUUUGUCUCCAAAGCCCCAUACACUACCCACCACUGUGACCUGUACGCUCUUGUUGGCUGGUCCUCACUACAUGUUCGUCGUCAAACCCACUGGCUCCAGGCCAUCUAUAAAUCACUGCUAGGCAAAUCCCCGCCUUAUGUUAGCUCAUUGGUCACCAUAGCAGCACCCACCCGUAGUCUGCGCUCCAGCAGGUAUAUCUCACUGGUCAUUCCCAAAGCCAACACCUCCUUUGGCCGCCAUUCCUUCCAGUUCUCUGCUGCCAAUGACUGGAACGAAUUGCAAAAAUCUCUGAAGCUGGAGACGCUUAUCUCCCUCAAUAACUUUAAGCAUCAGUUGUCAGAGCACCUUACCGAUCACUGCACCUGUACACAGCCCAUCUGAAAUUAGCCCACCCAACUACCUCAUCCCUAUAUUGUUAUUUAUUUUGCUCUUUUGCACCCCAGUAUCUCUAUUUGCACAUAAUCUCUUGCACAUCUAGCAUGUUUUUCUAAAAAAUGUUUUUCUAUAUUUGCCAACACUUCUAAAAACCUGUUUUUGCUUUGUCAUUAUAGGGUAUUUUGUGUAGAUUGAUGAGGGGGGAAAAAACAAUUUAAUCCAUUUUAGAAUAAGGCUGAAACGUAACAAAAUGUGGGAAAAGUCAAGGGGUCUGAAUACUUUCCCAAUGCACAGUACACACGGCUGGAAUGCUGUUUCAGCCUUCAGCAUCCAGGACCCAAACUAGCCAGUUUAUAAUAAAUAUUAAUGCAAUGCUCUGCAGAAUCACUGAUCUGCAAAUAACAACUGACGUCUCUCUAUGGAAUCAAGCUCAGUGACGUCUCACUAUGGAAUCAAGCUCAGUGACGUCUCACUAUGGAAUCAAGCUCAGUGACGUCUCACUAUGGAAUCAAGCUCACUGACGUCUCACUAUGGAAUCAAGCUCACUGACGUCUCACUAUGGAAUCAAGCUCACUGACGUCUCACUAUGGAAUCAAGCUCACUGACGUCUCACUAUGGAAUCAAGCUCACUGACGUCUCACUAUGGAAUCAAGCUCAGUGACGUCUCACUAUGGAAUCAAGCUCAGUGACGUCUCACUAUGGAAUCAAGCUCAGUGACGUCUCACUAUGGAAUCAAGCUCAGUGACGUCUCACUAUGGAAUCAAGCUCAGUGAAUUUACACAGCGCCUCCAACGUGUGUGUGUGUGUGUGUGUGUGUGUGUCAACUGAUCCGUCAGGUUGUAUUUAGCUACUCUGACCUUCUCAGCACUUCUCUGUAAAGGUCAUGAUGCACACACACACACCACACACACCACACACACACACCACACACACCACACACACCACACACACCACACACACACCACACACACACACACCACACACACACACACACACACCAAAGUGUCCAAAACAUCAUUGGAGCUUUACUGCAUUAAUGAAUCAGUUACAACGGGUGGGCUUUAGUCAUGUUGCAUGAAGACCCAUGGGGCGGCGCACAAUUUGCCCAGCGUUGUCCAGGGUAGGGGAGGGAAUGGCCGGCAGGGAUGUAGCUCAGUUGGUAGAGCAUGGCGUUUGCAAACGCCAGGGGUUGUGGGUUCAAUUCCCACGGGGGCCAGUAUAUAUAUAUAUAUUUUUUUACAUGUAAGUCGCUCUGGAUAAGAGCGUCUGCUAAAUGACUAAAAUGUAAAAUGUAAAAAAAAUGGUAGUAAAUAGUUUACUGCAUUAACGAGUCAGUUCCAACGGGUGGGCUUUAGUCAUGAUAGUAAAUAGUUUACUGCAUUAACGAGUCAGUUCCAACGGGUUGGGCUUAGUCAUGUUAGUAAAUAGUUUACUGCAAUUUUUACAAAACGAGUCAGUUCCCAACGGGGGGUUUAGUCAUGAUGUAAAUAGUUGACUGCAGUAACGAGUCAGUUCCAAAGGGUGGGAUCUAGUAUGGUAGUAAAUAGUUUACUGCCUUAAUGAGUCAGUUCCAACGGUGGGACUUUAGUAAUGGUAGAGUAAAUGUUUUUACUGCCGUAAUGAGUCAGUUCCAACGGGUGGCUUCGUCAUGAGAGUAAAUAGUUCACUGCAUUAAAGAGUCGUUCAAAGGGUGUGGAUUUAGUCAUGUUAGUCAAUAGUUAAUUGCUUAACGAGUCAGUUUCCAGGUGGGCUUUAAAAGGUCAUGUAGUUAAAUAGUUUACGGCAUUAACGAGUCAGUUCCAACGGGUGGGCUUUAGUCAUGUAGGAAAAUAGUUAAUGCAUUGAACGAGUCAGUUCCACACGGAGUGGGCUUUAGUUCAUGUAGUAGAAAUAGUUUAGGCAUUAACGAGUCAGUUCCAAGGGUGGGCUUUAGUAAUGGGAGGAGUAAUAGUUUACUGCAUAAUGAGUCAGUUACAACGGUGGCUUUAGUCAUGGUAGUAAAUAGUUUUACUGCAUUAACGAGUCAGUUCCCAACGGGUGUGCUCUUAGUCAUGUUAGUAAAUAGUUUACUGCAAUGAACGAGUCAGUUCCAACGGGUGGGCUUUAUAUGUUAGGUAAAUAGUUUACUGCAUAACGAAGUCAGUUUCCAACGGGUGGGUUUAGUAUGGUAUAAGUAAAUAGUUUACUGCUGAACGCAGUCAGUUCCAACGGGUGGCUUAGUCAUGGUAGUAAAUAGUUUACGAUUAAGGUCAGUUCCACCGGGUGAGGCUUAGUAUGAUAGUAAUAGUUUACGGCAGAACGAGUCAGUUCCAACGGGUGGGCUUUAGUCAUGGUAUUAAAUAGUUUACUGCAUUAACCGAGUCAGUUCCAACGGGUGGGUGUAGUCAUGGUAGUAAAUAGUUUUACUGCUGAACGAGUCGUUCCAACGGGUGGGCUGUAGUCAUGGUAGAAAAAGUUUGUAACUGCAUUACGAGUCGUUCCAAACGGGUUGGCUUUUUGUCAUGAUCGGAAAUAGUUUAUGAAGGACGAGUCGUUCCAACGGGUGGGCUUUGUCAUGUUAGUAAAUAGUUUACUGCAUAACGAGCAGUUCCAAGGGUGGGUGGGCUGUAUGUUAGUAAAAUAGUGUACUGCAUUACCGAGUCCGGUUCAAGGGUGGGCUUUAUCAUGUUAGUAAAUAGUUUACUGCAUUAAUUAAGAGUCAGUUCACAACGGGUGGGUUAGUCAUGGUAGUAAAAUAGUUUACUGCAUUAAGAGUCAGGUUCCAAACGGGUGGGCUUUAGUCAUGGUAGUUAGUAAAAUAGUGUACUGCAUUUUUAAAAACGCGUCAGUUCCAACGGGUGGGCUUCGUCAUGUAGUAAAUAGUUUACUGCAUAACCGAGUCAGUUCAAAGGGGUGGGGCUUUAGCAUGUAGUAAAUAUUUGUUUACUGCAAACGAGCGUUCCAACGGGUGGGCUUAGUCAGGUAGUAAAUAGUGUACUGCAUAACGAGUCAGUCAACGGGUGGGCUUUAGUCUGGUAGUAGUAAAUAGUUACUGCAUUAACGAGUCAGUCCAAACGGGGCGGCUUAGUCAUUUAGUAAAUAGUUUACUGCAUUAACGAGUCAAUUAGAACGGGUGGGCUUUAGUCAUGUUAGUAAUAGUCACUGCAGUAACGAGUCAGUCCAACGGGGUGGGCUUGGCUUUAGUCAGGGUAGUAAAUAGUUUACUGCAUUAACGAGUCAGUUCCAACGGGUGGGCUUGAGUCAUGGUAGUAAAUAGUUACUGCAUUAGAGUCAAGUUCCAACGGGUGGCUUUAGUCAUGGUAGUAAAUAGUUUACUGCAUUAACGAGUCAGUUCCAACGGGAUGGGCUUUAGUCAUGUAAGUAAAUAGUUACUGCAUUAACGAGUCAGUGCAAACGGGUGGGCUGUAGUCAUGGUUAGUAAAUAGUUUACUGAUUUACUGAGUCAGUUCCAAGGGUGGGCUUUAGUCAUGUAGUUAAAUAGUUUACUGCAUAUUUAAAGAUGUCAGUUCCAACGGGGGGCUUUAGUCAUGGUAGUAAAUAGUUUACUGACAACGAGUCAGUUCAACGGGUGGGCUUUAGUCAUGUUAGUAAAUUAGCUUACUGCAUUAACGAGUCAGUUCCAACGGGGGGCUUUAGUCAUGGUAGUAAAUAGUUACUGCAUUAACGAGUCAGUUCAACGGUGGGCUUAGUUCAUGGUAGUAAAUAGUUACUUGCAUUAACGAGUCAGUUCCCACGGGUGGGCGUUUAGUCAGGGUAGUAAAAGUUUACUGCAUUAACGAGUCAGUUCAACGGGUGGGCUUUAGUCAUGUUAAGUAACUAGUUUACUGCAUUAAUGAGUCAGUUAUACGGGUGGGCUUCGUCAUGGGAGUGAAUAGUUUUGGCCACAGAGUGCGCACUCAAUUCUGCUUCCCGGCGAGCAUUUGCCAAACACAGACAGACGCGGGGUUACAGACAAAACAAAGACCACACACCACACACAACGCAGGUUACAGACAAACACACACACACAGCGCGGUUACAACACCACCACACACACACAGACGAGGUACACACACACAGAACACAGAAACACACACACACACACGCAGGUUACACACACACACACGCAGGUUAAACACACAACACAAAGACACACAAGCAGGUUACACACAAAAACCCCCCAGACAAAACAACACCAUCAAACACACACACACACACACACACAGACACACACAGACAGUGUAAUAAAAACUAGUCUGGUUGUGUGUAGUCGUGGUAGAGAAGGUGGGACCCAUGUGUUUGCUUGUGGAACGGAUUGGCUGGCAUAUAAGAAUGGACAGCGGUAAGCACGACAGGUAAGACCUGACCCUGAUGUGUCCACAUGUGGUUUAUACAAACAUGGACCGCUUAGUCACUGGUUGUUUUAGAGUAUCCAUGGCUGGGAUUGGUCUGUUUCAGAGUAUCCAUGGCUGUGAUUGGUUGUUUCAGAGUAUUACAGGCGUUACAUGGGGGAGGAUCUUAUUAAAAGACUUCAUCAACUUUGUCUCAACUACCUGUCCAAGAUAACACUCCCCAGGAAGAGGUACACUCACUCUCAAUCAACUCAACAACAUUCACCCAUCUCUCGCACACAAUCACAUAAAUAACCCCAUUCCUCACACACUCACAUAUAUUCCCACAUCUCUCUCUCUCAAUCACAAUCACACAAUUCACCCAUUCACUCACACCACAUUCAACACAUCUCUCUCUCUCUCUCUCUCUCUCUCUCUCUCUCUUCUCAUCUUCUCUCUCUCUCUAUAUCGAAUUCUUCUCAGCUCUCUCUCUCUAUCCUACCCUCAGGGGGACAGUUGAUAGAGUCCGCAAUGGAGUGUGGAAGUGUCAACUGUGGGGCGGAGCUGCAGUCCGGGAGGAAGAGGAUAGAGUUCUACCAGCUGGACCAAGUUUUGUGUAUUUUUGGGGGGAUGCUGUUGCCCGGUCUGCCUGUCCUCUGUCUGUUCCUGUAUGCUGUUAUACCUGCUGCCUCCUGACUUGAACCUCUCUGUAGUCUGUCGUCUGCCUGCCGGUCUGUCUGUCUGUAUGUCUGGUGUCUGCCUGCCUGCCUUCUGUUGCCUUGUCUACCUGCUAAUUGGCUGCCUGUUUCUUUGGGCUUGCCUGCCUGGCUGCCUGUCUGUCGUCUGGUCUGUGGUCUGCCUGCUGUAUACCUGACUGCCUGCCUGCUGUCUGCCUUGCAUCUAUGUCUGCACUUGUUGUCUCCUGCACGUUGACUGCAGGUAUGUAGUAUGUCUGUAUGUAUGUCUGUCUGUAUGCCUGUUAACUGCAUGCGUCUACAUGCCAUUGUCUGCAUGUCUACCCUGAAUGUUGUAUGUCUGCCUGAUUCCUGACUGACUGAAUGCAUGACUGCAUGUCUGUACUUGGCUGUAUGUCUGAUUUUAUGUAUGUAUGGAUUGUCUGUCUGUUGUCUCUUGGAUGCAUGCUGCACACUAUGACACUGCAUGAUGUAUGUCUGUCUGUCUUUGCCGAUGCGACAUUUAGAUAACGUUGAUGACAGCUGUCUUCACCAGAAGAAAAUAAGAGAGAAGUUGCUUUGCUUGAGUUUCCUUAAGGAGGAGUUCUAAAGGAAAAGGACAUGACCUUCUCUUAUAGGGAGUCUACCUAUAACCCCUGACCUCUAACCCUCCGGGACUUCCUAAAGGUAGUCUUGACAUAUAACCCUCGGACCUCUACCCAAGGACUUCUCUAUAGGUGAGUCUGACCUAUACCCUCUGACUAUAACCUAAAGGACUUCUCUAUAGGUGAGCGUAUGACCUAUAACCCCUGACCCUCAUAACCCUAAGGAUUCUCUAUAGGUGAGUCGAUAUAACCCAUGCACCUUAACCCUAAGGACUCUCUCUAUAGGUGAGUUGACCAUAACCCUGACCUCUUAACCCAUAGGACUUCUCUUAUAGGUGAGUCUGACCUAUAACACCUGACUCUAACACUAAGGACGCUCUCUAUAGGUGGUCUGACCUAUAACCCUGACCUCUAACACUAAGGACUUUCUCUAUAGGGUGAGUCUGACAUAUAACCCUGAUGACCCUAAACCCUAAGGACGUCUAAUAGGGAGGUCUGACUCCUAUAACCCCUGACCUCUACCCUAAGGGACGUCUCUAUAGGUGAGUCGGACCUAUUAACCCUGGACCUAUAACCCUAAGGACUUCUUCUAAGGUGAGUCUGACCUUAUAAACCCCUGACUCUAACCUAAGGACUUCUCUAUAGGUGAGUCUGACCUCGCACCCCUGCCUAUAACAUAAGACUUCUCUAUAGGUUGAGUCUGACCUAUAAACCCCUGACCUCUAACCAUAGGGGACUUCUCUAUAGGUGAGUCUGACCUAUAACACCCUGACCUCUAACAUAAGGAUUCUCUAUAGGUGAGUAUGACCUAGAACCCUGACCUCUAACCCAUAAGGACUUCUCUAUAGGUGAGUCUGAACUAAAUAACCCCUAUUGACCUCUAACCCUAAGGACUUCUCUAUAGUGAGUCCGACCUAUAACCCCUGACCUCUAACCCCCUAAGGAUUCUAGAUAGGUUGAGUCUGACCAUAACCACUGACCUCUAACCCUAAGGACUGCCAUACGGGUGAGUUUGACCCUAUAACCCCUGACCUUACUAACCCUAAGGAAUCUCAUAGGGAGCGACCUAUAACCCUGGGACUCUAAACCUAAGGCUUCUCUCUAUAGGGGAGUUACCUGACCUCUAACCCUAAGGAUUCUUCUAUAGGGUGAGGGCUACCCCCGACCUCUAACCCUAAGGACUUCCUUCUAAGGUGAGUUGACCUAAACCCCCGGAACUCUAACCCUAGGGACUUCUUAUGGUGAGCUGACCUAGUAACCCUGACCUCAAACACUAAGGACUUUCUAUAGGUGAGUCCUGACUAUAAAAAACCCGACUCAAACCUAAGGAAUUCUCUAUAGGGAGUUGACUAUAACCCAUGACUUAACCCUAAGGACUUCUCUAUAGGGAGUCCCUCUGGAUAGAACCACUGACCUCUAACCCUAAGGACUUCUCUCUAGGUGAGUCUGAAUAUCACCCCGGACCUCUACCCUCCUAAGGAUCUUCACUAUUAGGUGAGCUGACCUAAAACCACUGACUCUAACCCUAGGACGUCUUAAGGGGAGUCUGAACUAUUAACCCAUGACUAUAAACCCUAAGGACGUCUCUAUAGGUGAGUCUGACCUUAUAACCCCUGACUCUAACCAUAAGGAUAGUCUCUUAUAGGUGAGCUGACCUAUAACCCUCUGACCUCUAACACUAAUGACUUUCUCUAUAGGUGAGUCUGACACUAUAACCCCUGACCUCUAAACCUAAGGACCGUCCUAUAGGUGAGUGACCUAUAACCCCCGUGACCUCUAACCCUAAGACUGUCUCUAUAGGUGCGUCUGACCCCUGCCCUCUUAACCAAGGACGUCUAUAUAGGUGGUCUGACCUAUAACCACUGACCUUCUAACACGAAGGACGUCUAUAGGUGAGUCUGACCAUAGCCCCUGAACCUCUACCCUAAGGAAUUCUCUAAGGUUGAGUCUGACCUAAACCCCGACCUCUAACCCUAAGACUUCUAUUAUAGGGAGCGACCUAUAAACCCUGACCUCUUAAACCCUAAGGACUUCUCUAUAGGGGUGAGUUGACUAAACCCUGACCUCUAACCCUAAGGACUUCUCUAUAGGGGUGAGUCUGACUAUAAACCCAUGACCUCUAACCCCUAAGGACUUCUCUAUAGGUGAGUCUGACCUAUAACCCCUGACUCCCCCUAGGACGUCUCUUGGUAUCUCCCUAUAACCCCUGACCUCUAACCUAAGGUUCUCUAUAGGUGAGUCUGACCUAUAACCCCGACUCUAACCCUAGGACUUCUCUUUGGUGAGUCGACCAUAACCCUGCCUCUAACCCAAGGACUUCUCUAUAGGUGAGUCAAACCCCUGACCUCUAACCCUAAGGACUUUCUCUUUUGGUGAGUCUGACCCUGACCUCUAACCACCCACCCUCUCUCUAUCCCACCCCCCCCCCUCUCUCACUCCCACCUUUUCCCUCCCCCCUCCCUCUACCCCCUCUCUCCUCAUCCUCUCCCACCCCCUCUCCCUACUCCCUCGCUCCCACCCCCUCCCCUCCCCUCCCUCUCCCUUCCCUCCCUCUCCCCCGUCCCUCUCCCCCCCCCUCCUCUCCCCGCCCCUCUCCCCCUCCCCAUCCCCCCCCCUCCCUCCUCCCCCCCUCUCCUUCCCCCCCUCCCCCUCCCCCCCCCUCUCUCCCUCUCCCCUCCCCCCCUCUCCCUCCUCCCUCUCUCCCUCCUCUCUGCAGUGGUCAAUCAGUUUUGAUGUGUUCCCAAAAGGGGCUGGGACAAGCGUUAUUUGUCUGGGCCUGGUAGAGAAAGACUCCUAUAAAACCAUACACUUCUUUGGAGACAAAACUAAACCUGUAAGUAGCUUUAUAAUGACAACCACAUUAUAGCUUUAUGAUGACAACCACGUUAUAGCUUUAUAAUGACAACCACGUUAUAAUGACAACCACAUUAUAGCUUUAUAAUGACAACCAAGUUAUAGUUUUAUAAUGAAACCACGUUAUAGCUUUAUAAUGAAAACCACGUAUAAUGGACAACCAUGUUUAUAGCUUAUAAUGACAAACCACUUAUAGCUUAUAAUGAAAACCACGUUAUAGCUUUAUAAUGACAACCACGUUAUAGUUUUAUAAUGACAACCAGUUAUAGCUUUAUGAUGAAACCAAACGUUAAUAGCUUUAUAAUGAAAAACCACGUUUAGCUUAAAAUUUGACAACCACGUUAUAGCUUUAUAAUGAAAAAACCACGUUAUAGCUUUAUAAUGAACAAACCACGUUAUAGCUUUAUAAUGACAACCACGUUAUAGCUUUAUAAUGAACAACCACGUUAUAGCUUAUAAUGACAACCACGUUAUAAUGACAACCAUGUUAUAGCUUAUAAUGACAACCACGUUAAGUUAUAAUGACAACCACGUUAUAAGCUUUAUAAUGACAACCACGUUAUAGCUUUUAUGAUGACAACCACGUUAUAGCUUUAUAAUGACAACCACGUUAUAGCUUUAUAAUGACAACCACGUUAUAGUUUAUAAUGACAACCACGUUAUAGCUUUAUGAUGACACCACGUUAUAGCUUUAUAAUGACAACCACGUUAUAGCUUUAUAAUGACAACCAUGUUAUAGCUUAUAUGACACCACAGUUAUAUGACAACCACGUUAUAGCUUAUGAUGACAACCACGUUAUAGCUUUAUAAUGACAACCACGUUAUAGAUUGAUAAUGACAACCACGUUAUAGCUUAAUUAUGACAACCACGUUAUAGCUUUAUAAUGACAACCACGUUAUAAUGAAAACCCACGUUAUGCUUUAUGAUGACAACCACGUUAUAGAUGAAAACCCCACGUUAUAGCUUUAUAAUGACAACCACGUUAUAGCUUUAUAAUGACAACCACGUUAUAGCUUUAUAAUGACAACCACGUUUAGCUUUAUAAUGAAAACCACGUUAUAGCUUUAUAAUGACAACCCACGUUAUAGCUUUUAUAAUGACAACCACGUUUAGCUUUAUAAUGACAACCACGUUAUAGCUUUAUUAAUGACAACCACGUUAUAGCUUUAUAAUGACAACCACGUUAUAGCUUUAAAAUGACAACCACGUUAUAAUGAAAACCCAAACGUUAUAGCUUUAUGAUGACAACCACGUUAUAGCUUUAAAAUGACAACCACGUUAUAGCUUUAAAAUGACAACCACGUUAUAGCUUUAUAAUGACAACCAGUUAUAAUGGACAACCACGUUAUAGCUUUAUGAUGACAACCACGUUAAGAUGACAACCACGUUAUAGUUUUAUUAAUGACCAACCGACGUUAUAGCUUUAUAAUGACAACCACGGUUAUAAUGACAACCAUGUUUAUAUAGCUUUAUAAUGACAACCACGUUUAUAGCUUUUAUAAUGACAACCACGUUAUAGCUUUAUUAUGACAACCACGUUAUAGCUUUAUAAUGACAAACCACGUUAUAGCUUUAUUAAUGACAACCACGUUAUAGCUUUAUAAUGACAACCACGUUAUAAUGACAACCACGUUAUAGCUUUAUAAUGACAACCACGUUAUAGCUUUAUGAUGACAACCACGUUAUAGCUUUAUAAUGACAACCACGUUAUAGCUUUAUAAUGACAACCAUGUUAUAGCUUUAUAAUGACAACCACGUUAUAAUGACAACCACGUUAUAGCUUUAUGAUGACAACCACGUUAUAGCUUUAUAAUGACAACCACGUUAUAGCUUUAUAAUGACAACCACGUUAUAGCUUAAUUAUGACAACCACGUUAUAGCUUUAUAAUGACAACCACGUUAUAAUGACAACCACGUUAUAGCUUUAUGAUGACAACCACGUUAUAGAUGACAACCACGUUAUAGCUUUAUAAUGACAACCACGUUAUAGCUUUAUAAUGACAACCACGUUAUAGCUUUAUAAUGACAACCACGUUAUAGCUUUAUAAUGACAACCACGUUAUAGCUUUAUAAUGACAACCACGUUAUAGCUUUAUAAUGACAACCACGUUAUAGCUUUAUAAUGACAACCACGUUAUAGCUUUAUAAUGACAACCACGUUAUAGCUUUAUAAUGACAACCACGUUAUAGCUUUAUAAUGACAACCACGUUAUAAUGACAACCACGUUAUAGCUUUAUGAUGACAACCACGUUAUAGCUUUAUAAUGGACAACCACGUUAUAGCUUAUAAUGACAACCACGUUAUAGCUUUAUAAUGAACAACCACGUUAUAGACAACAACCACUUAUAGCUUUAUGAUGACAACCACGUUAUAGAUGACAACCACGUUAUAGCUUUAUAAUGAACCACGUUAUAGCUUUAUAAUGACACCACGUUAUACCCUUUAAUAAUGACAACCACGUUAUAGUUUUAUAAUGACAACCACGUUAUAGCUUUAUAAUGACAACCACGUUAUAGCUUUAUAAUGAAAACCACGUUAUAGCUUUAUAAUGAAAAACCACGUUUAUAGUUUUAAAAUGACAACCACGUUAUAAUGACAACCACGUUAUAGCUUUAUGAUGACACCACGUUAUAGCUUAUAAUGACAACCACGUUAUAGCUUUAUAAUGACAACCACGUUAUGGGAUUGACAACCACGUUAAAAGCUUUAUAAUGACAACCACGUUAUAAUGACAACCACGUUAUAGCUUUAUAAUGACAACCUUUUUAAAGCUUUAAAAUUUGACAACCACGUUAUAGCUUUAAAUGACAACCACGUUAUAGCUUUAUAAUGACAACCACAGUUAUAGCUUUAUGAUGGACAAACCACGUUAUAGCUUUAUAAUGACAACCCACGUUAUAGCUUUUACCUUAACUGACAACCACGUUUAUAGCUUUAUAAUGACAACCACGUUAUAGCUUUAUAAUGACAACCACGUUAUAGCUUUAUAAUGACAACCACGUUAUAGCUUUAUAAUGACAACCACGUUAUAGCUUUAUAAUGACAACCACGUUAUAAUGACAACCACGUUAUAGCUUUAUAAUGACAACCACGUUAUAAUGACAACCACGUUAUAGCUUUAUAAUGACAACCACGUUAUAAUGACAACCACGUUAUAGCUUUAUGAUGACAACCACGUUAUAGCUUUAUAAUGACAACCACGUUAUAAUGACAACCACGUUAUAGCUUUAUAAUGACAACCACGUUAUAAUGACAACCACGUUAUAGCUUUAUGAUGACAACCACGUUAUAGCUUUAUAAUGACAACCACGUUAUAAUGACAACCACGUUAUAGCUUAAUAAUGGGCAGUGCAAAUAGUCCGGGUAGCCAUGAUUAGCUGUUCAGGAGUCUUAUGGCUUGGGGGUAGAAGCUGUUGAGAAGUCUUUUGGACCUAGACUUGGCACUCCGGUACCGCUUGCCGUGCGGUAGCAGAGAGAACAGUCUAUGACUAGGGUGGCUGGAGUCUUUGACAAUUUUGAGGGCCUUCCUCUGACACCGCCUGGUAUAGAGGUCCUGGAUGGCAGGAAGCUUGGCCCCAGUGAUGUACUGGGCCGUACGCACUACCCUCUCUAGUGCCUUGCGGUCAGAGGCCAAGCAGUUGCCAUACCAGGCGGUGAUGCAACCAGUCAGAAUGCUCUCAAUGGUGCAGCUGUAUAACGUUUUGAGGAUCUGAGGACCCAUGCCAAAUCUUUUCAGUCUCCUGAGGGGGAAUAGGAUUUGUCGUGCCCUCUUCACGACUGUCUUGGUGUGUUUGGACCAUGAUAGUUUGUUGGUGAUGUGGACACCAAGGAACUUGAAGCUCUCAACCUGUUCCACUACAGCCCCGUCGAUGAGAAUGGGGGCAUGCUCGGUCCACUUUUUAUCCCUGUAGUCCACAAUCAUCUCCUUUGUCUUGGUCACGUUGAGGGAGAGGUUGUUGUCCUGGCACCACACGGCCAGGUCUCUGACCUCCUCCCUAUAGGCUGUCUCAUCGUUGUCGGUGAUCAGGCCUACCACUGUUGUGUCGUCGGCAAACUUAAUGCUGGAGUUGGAGUCGUGCCUGGCCAUGCAGUCAUGGGUGAACAGGGAGUACAGGAGGGGACUGAGCACGCACCCCUGAGGGGCCCCUGUGUUGAGGAUCAGUGUGGCAGAUGUGUUGUUACCUACCCUUACCACCUGGGGGCGGCCCGUCAGGAAGUCCAGGAUCCAGUUGCAGAGGGAGGUGUUUAGUCCCAGGAUCCUUAGCUUAGUGAUGAGCUUUGAGGGCACUAUGGUGUUGAAUGCUGAGCUGUAGUCAAUGAAUAGCAUUCUCACGUAGGUGUUCCUCUUGUCCAGGUGGGAAAGGGCAGUGUGGAGUGCAAUAGAGAUUGCAUCUGUGGAUCUGUUGGGGCGGUAUGCAAAUUGGAGUGGGUCUAGGGUUUCUGGGAUAAUGGUGUUGAUGUGAGCCAUGACCAGCCUUUCAAAGCACUUCAUGGCUACAGACGUCAGUGCUACGGGUCGGUAGUCAUUUAGGCAGGUUAUCUUAGUGUUCUUGGCCACGGGGACUAUAGUGGUCUGCUUGAAACAUGUUGGUAUACAGACUCAGUCAGGGACAGGUUGAAAAUGUCAGUGAAGACACAUGCCAGUUGGUCAGCACAUGCUCGGAGUACACGUCCUGGUAAUCCGUCUGGCCCUGCGGCCUUGUGAAUGUUGACCUGCUUAAAAGUCUUACUCACAUCGGCUACGGAGAGCGUGAUCACACAGUCGUCCGGAACAGCUGGUGCUCUCAUGCAUGCUUCAGUGUUGCUUGCCUCGAAGUGAGCAUAGAAGUGGUUUAGCUCGUCUGGAAGUCUUGUUUUUACAUUUACAUUUUACGUCAUUUAGCAGACGCUCUUAUCCAGAGCGACUUACAGUUAGUGAAUACAUUUUUUUUUUUUAUACUGGCCCCCCGUGGGAAACGAACCCACAACCCUGGCGUUGCAAACGCCAUGCUCUAUCAACUGAGCUACAUCCCUGCCGGCCAUUCCCUCCCCUACCCUGGACGACGCUGGGCCAAUUGUGCGCCGCCCAUGAGUCUCCCGGUCGCGGCCGGCUGCGACAGAGCCUGGAUUCGAACCAGGAUCUCUAGUGGCACAGUUAGCACUGCGAUGCAGUGCCUUAGACCACUGCGCCACUCAGGAGUAUGUCACUGGGCAGCUCGCGGCUGUGCUUCCCUUUGUAGUCUGUAAUAGUUUUCAAGCCCUGCCACAUCCGACGAGCGUCAGAGCCGGUGUAAUAUGAUAUAUUAAUGUUGAUGUUGUGCUUUAGGGAGGAAACGAUAUGAUAUAUUAAUGUUGAUGUUGUGCUUUAGGGAGGAAACGAUAUGAUAUAUUAAUGUUGAUGUUGUGCUUUAGGGAGGGAAACGAUAUGAUAUAUUAAUGUUUGAUGUUGUGCUUUAGGAAGGAAACAAUAUGAUGUAUUAAUGUUGUGCUUUAGGUAGGAAACGAUAUGAUAUAUUAAUGUUGAUGUUGUGCUUUAGGAAGGAAACGAUAUGAUAUGUUGAUGUUGUGCUUUAGGGAGGAAACGAUAUGAUAUAUUAAUGUUGAUGUUGUGCUUUAGGGAGGAAACGAUAUGAUAUAUUAAUGUUGUGCUUUAGGUAGGAAACGAUAUGAUAUAUUAAUUUUGAUGUUGUGCUUUAGGGAGGAAACGAUAUGAUAUAUUAAUGUUGAUGUUGUGCUUUAGGGAGGAAACGAUAUGAUAUAUUAAUGUUGAUGUUGUGCUUUAGGGAGGAAACGAUAUGAUAUAUUAAUGUUGAUGUUGUGCUUUAAGAAGGAAACAAUAUGAUGUAUUAAUGUUGUGCUUUAGGUAGGAAACGAUAUGAUAUAUUAAUGUUGAUGUUGUGCUUUAGGGAGGAAACGAUAUGAUAUAUUAAUGUUGAUGUUGUGCUUUAGGAAGGAAACGAUAUGAUAUGUUGAUGUUGUGCUUUAGGGAGGAAACGAUAUGAUAUAUUAAUGUUGAUGUUGUGCUUUAGGGAGGAAACGAUAUGAUAUAUUAAUGUUGUGCUUUAGGUAGGAAACGAUAUGAUAUAUUAAUGUUGAUGUUGUGCUUUAGGGAGGAAACGAUAUGAUAUAUUAAUGUUGAUGUUGUGCUUUAGGGAGGAAACGAUAUGAUAUAUUAAUGUUGAUGUUGUGCUUUAGGGAGGAAACGAUAUGAUAUAUUAAUGUUGAUGUUGUGCUUUAGGGAGGAAACGAUAUGAUAUAUUAAUGUUGAUGUUGUGCUUUAGGGAGGAAACGAUAUGAUAUAUUAAUGUUGUGCUUUAGGGAGGAAACGAUAUGAUAUAUUAAUGUUGAGCUUUAGGGAGGAAACAAUAUGAUAUAUUAAUGUUGUGCUUUAGGGAGGAAACGACUAUGAUAUAUUAAUGUUGAUGUUGUGCUUUAGGGAGGAAACAAUAUGAUAUAUUAAUGUUGAUGUUGUGCUUUAGGGACGAAACAAUAUGAUAUAUUAAUGUUGUGCUUUAGGGAGGAAGCAAUAUGAUAUAUUAAUGUUGUGUUUUAGGGAGGAAACAAUAUGAUGUAUUAAUGUUGUGUUUUAGGGAGGAAACAAUAUGAUAUAUUAAUGUUGAUGUUGUGCUUUAGGGAGGAAACAAUAUGAUAUAUUAAUGUUGAUGUUGUGCUUUAGGGAGGAAACGACUAUGAGAUCUAUGCAGAUCCCAGAACCAUCGGACAUGAAGUCACUUGCCCUGAAGAUACACAACGCAUCUGUCAAGACCUGUUCUUCCACUGA
Molecule: messenger RNA, 17598 nt
Organism: Coregonus sp. 'balchen'
Lineage: Eukaryota; Metazoa; Chordata; Actinopteri; Salmoniformes; Salmonidae
Source: the annotation of a GenBank genome assembly